CCCGCCAAACAGAAGAUGAAUAAACCAGUUUGUAUAUCAGAGCGCGGGGGGCGGGAAUCUCAGCUAGCACCCUUCAGCCUCCCUUCGCCCACCCAAAAGCCCGGCUGGAAUGCGGCAGGGCCUGAUGUUACAGCCCAGGCCACCGAGGCAACCAAUUCGGUGCAGAGCUGGAAGUAUUGCACCACCUCACUAAGUUCUUAUGAAAGAGUUAAAAGACAAAGUGCCAAGCACGUCCUCAGUGGUUUCAUUUCUACCUUGACCAUGGACCCGCCAUCACGCGGUAAGAUAAGAGAAGCACCGAGAACCCGAAAAGUCCGCAAAAGGGUCGGGAGGCGGGAACCUGAUUUGAGGAGGAGGGUACCAGGAGAGCAGCCAAUCCCGCGCUCCCGGGGAGGAAGAGGAGGAGCCAGGGCCCGCGGGCCCCCCACUGCUCACUCCCGCGCUGCGCCGGCUCCGCAGUCUCCUCCCGGUGCAGCGCUCCGGCUCGCGGAGGACUCCUCUGGUGCAGACAUGGCCUCGGGCGCCGCUUGCGCCGCGGUGAAGAUUGGAAUAAUUGGUGGAACGGGCUUGGAUGAUCCAGAAAUUUUAGAAGGAAGAACCGAGAAGUAUGUGGAUACUCCAUUUGGCAAGCCAUCUGAUGCCUUAAUUUUGGGGAAGAUAAAAAACGUUGACUGUGUACUUCUUGCAAGACAUGGGAGACAGCAUACCAUCAUGCCUUCAAAAGUCAACUACCAGGCAAACAUCUGGGCUUUGAAGGAAGAGGGUUGUACACAUGUCAUAGUGACCACAGCUUGUGGGUCUUUGAGAGAGGAGAUCCAGCCUGGUGACAUGGUCAUCAUCGAUCAGUUCAUUGACAGGACAUCCCUGAGGCCUCAGACCUUCUAUGAUGGAAGUCACUGCGGCGCCAGAGGAGUGUGUCACAUCCCAAUGGCUGAACCGUUUUGCCCCAAAACAAGAGAGGUCCUCAUAGAAACAGCUAAGAAGCUUGGACUUCGAUGCCAUUCAAAGGGAACAAUAGUCACAAUUGAGGGACCUCGUUUCAGCUCUCGGGCAGAAAGCUUUGUAUUCCGCACUUGGGGUGCGGAUGUUAUCAAUAUGACUACAGUUCCAGAGGUGGUGCUUGCCAAGGAGGCUGGAAUUUGCUAUGCAAGCAUUGCCAUGGCAACCGAUUAUGAUUGUUGGAAGGAGCAUGAAGAAGCGGUGUCAGUGGAUGGGGUUUUAAAGACCAUGAAAGAAAAUGCCAACAAAGCCAAAAGUUUACUCCUUACUACCAUACCUCAAAUAGGGUCAAUGGAAUGGUCAGAAACGCUCCGUAACCUGAAGAACAUGGCCCAGAGUUCUGUUUUACCGCCAAGACAUUAAAACAGCAUGGCCACCACGAGGAGACUUACUACUUCUAGUCUUUGGGGGAUUUUGCUUAAACAAAAACAGGGCAGCUAUGUGGUCUUCAUGCCUUUGCCUGGAAAGAAGAACAUAGGAAGAGAGGCAUUGCACUCCAAGAUACCCACACCUCCAGAACCCAGAAGGAAGACAACGGCCUGCAGAAAUGAAAGAGAACAAAGCAAGCCCAAACCUUGUCAAUCUUGUUAAACUGACAACAGUGAAGUCUGGCGAGAACACCCAUUUCCCUGCACUGCCGACGCAGGGAUAUGAGCUGGAAUCGGGACUGUAGGGUUGUAAAUUGGCGCCAUCUUUCGGAAGGGCAGUUUGGUACAAUGCAUCUGAGGCUUAAACAUACUUAAUGCACUUUGGUACGCGAGGACUUUCUCUUUAAGGAGUUAGGGGAGAUUCAAAGAAUCACAUGUAAUGGCUGUUACCUGUCAUCACAAAAUACUCAAAACAUUCUGAAUAUCGAGAAGUUGGGUGGAUGUAACAUGUUUCCGUUAUACUUAAGCUAUGAAGCAAUCAAGUGGUAAUCAUGUUUUCUCAUGAAGAAAUGGUCACUUCAUGUUAUGAAAUGAGGAAAAAAGGUAUAAGCAUUUAUGAUUCUGUUUUUUUGUUUUAAAUGGUGUGUAAAUGUUCAAAAAAAAAGACUAGAAGGGAAUAUACAUAACCCUGUUACUGUAUUUGUGAAGAGAUACUGAGUAAUUCUUAUUUUCUUUUAAUCUUUUUUCUCUACUUUUUUUAAAAGUACGUGUAAUCAAAUAAUAAAGUUGUAAAAAUUAAAAUGGG
Peromyscus californicus insignis is the source of this 2172-nucleotide messenger RNA. It is a transcript of the gene Mtap, whose product is annotated as methylthioadenosine phosphorylase. The transcript has 8 exons. Gene Ontology annotation, molecular function: S-methyl-5-thioadenosine phosphorylase activity. NCBI's taxonomy places the organism in Eukaryota, Metazoa, Chordata, Mammalia, Rodentia, Cricetidae. Bases 16 to 1362 code for a protein of 448 amino acids. Gene Ontology annotation, biological process: nucleoside metabolic process. The record is from RefSeq and is a predicted model, not a curated record. Gene Ontology annotation, cellular component: cytosol.